AUGACGGCAAAUAAUAUAACCUAUCAGAAUGUGGGGGAGACGGAGAAGAGUGAGGGAUCUGAUCCAGCACCACUUUGCUACCCAGAGUGUGCUGGGGAGCAGGAAGAGGAAUCUAACCCAUCUCCAACGUCAGUUGUGGACCACAGCCGAGGUGACUUCAGGCGUCGGGACCACAGCCGAGGGCUUGGGAAAUUCAUCCUCGAGGCCUCUCCGGUUGCAACGAAUCCCUCACUGCAACGAAUCCCUCACUGCAACGAAUCCCUCACUGCAACGAAUCCCUCACUGCAACGAAUCCCUCACUGCAACGAGUCCCUCAUUGCAACGAAUUCAGAAAUCCACUUGACGUUCCUGUGUCUUCAACGACGAUUUAGCUGUUUCCAACUGAUCUUCCAUCUCGGGAAAGAUCUCCUUCAAACCCCAGAGAAGGACGUGGUCAUGGGUAGAGGAGUCAAGAAUGCCGUCGUCAGCCCAAAAUCAACGAUAUGAGACACAAGCUCAACCAGGAAAUGUAGAUGUUUAUCUCUCAGAAUGUUUGCCUUCAGGGAGAGGAUAAUAGCCUUUGACCACACUGCAUGUAUCA
This is a messenger RNA of Procambarus clarkii (red swamp crayfish), 580 nucleotides long. The record is from RefSeq and is a predicted model, not a curated record. Lineage: Eukaryota; Metazoa; Arthropoda; Malacostraca; Decapoda; Cambaridae.